Molecule: messenger RNA, 1915 nt
Organism: Culex pipiens pallens (northern house mosquito)
Lineage: Eukaryota; Metazoa; Arthropoda; Insecta; Diptera; Culicidae
Exons: 2
Coding region: 563-1765 (400 amino acids)
Source: RefSeq, a predicted model, not a curated record
GCUAGACUGGCUGCGUAAAAAUGACAGCCCUGCUCGCUUGCCGCAACCAGCUUGCUGUGAUCGAGCGCAACCCUGCGCAACGCUUUUCGCGCGCAACGGCGCGACGUUGCCGCACGCCGAACGAACGAAGGACGACGAACGAGACACGAACAACGAGCGACGACGACGACGAGAGAAAAAACCGCCAUUUUGCGGUACCAGUUCAUUUUCACCCUCGGAAGAGUUCACACGCUUUUAAGUUACUUAGUUGUUAAUUAAAGUAGUGCUUUAAGAAGUCCGAGUGUUUUUCUUCAUCGCACCCACGGCCAUUGGAUUCAAAAUACAGUCCACCCGAGAACAUUCCGCCUUUUUCCGUGGGGCCAACGUGCCGGCCCGAACAUUGGUCCAAUCGACCCGAAUUUGGACAUCCGGCGUGGAUGUGGUGAAGAAGCCCGGUGAAAAGAAGGAGGCAAAGGCCUCAGAGUGCAAACGGACAGUUCCCGUGCAACCCAACUCCGUGUUCAAACAAAGUGAAAAAAGAAGAAGAAACAAACAACGAACAAGUGUGAAGUGGAAGUGCAAAAUGCCGCCGAAAGUUCAACGAACCCCGGCGAAGAAGCAGACGGAAGAAGAAGAUGAGUUGGACGGCCUGAUCCACCUCCGGAACCAGGAGAUGGACACCCUCGAGGAGCUCCAAACGGAACUCGCUGGUUGGGCACGAGCUGAUCGCACGGCUUCGGAUGUCCGAUCGCAUCUGAAGAACCUGGAGCGGAUCAACAACGACUUCGGCAACCUUCACCAGCGAAUUGUCCUCCUGACCGACUCCAAGACUCGGGGUCCACACGACGAGAAGAGGAAGCAGUUCAGGAAGCUGCACGACCAGGUCUCCAGAACUCUUGAGCGAUGGGCGGAUGACCUCGCACCCGCUGUCGCUGCAGGUCCAUCCACUGCACUCCAACCAGGUAGGCCCCAACCGGUGAUCAUCUCGCAACCCCUGCCCAGAAUCAUCCCAAAGUUCGACGGCAAGUACGAAUCCUGGGACAGGUUCAAGGUUAUGUUCAAGGACGUCGUGGACAAGUCUAACGAACCGGCCAGGAUCAAGCUCUACCACCUGGAACAAGCCUUGAUCGGAGAAGCUGCAGGUUCGAUCGACGAAAAGACCAUCCAGGAUGGCAACUACGAGCGAGCCUGGGAACUGCUAGAAGAGCGGUUCGAAGACAAGCGGCGAUCUCCACAUCGGCGGUCUGCUGGGAGUGCAGAAGUUGGAAGAGGAGAGCCACGCGGACUUGAGAUCUCUGCUGGACAACUUCACUGGACACGUCGAGAACCUCAAGUUCCUGGGCCAGGAGUUCUCCGGAGUGUCCGAGCAGAUCGCCGUCUACAUCUUGGCACACGCGCUGGACGAAGGAACCUACAAGCAGUGGGAGGCGACCAUCAAGCGUGGGGAACUCCCGAAGUACGAAGCGGCCAUCCAGUUCCUGAAGGACCGGGUCUCCGUUCUGGAACGGUGGGAGGCCACGAACAAGUCGGUACCGAAGCAGCGAAAACCAGCCAAGCCCUCCGCCAACAAGCCGUCUCAGCGAGCCAACGCGGCCACAACACCGUCGCAGCCGGAAUUCCGGUGCGAGAUCUGCGCCGAGGCACACCAAACGUUUCGAUGCUCAACGUUCCUCGGAUACACGGUGGCCCAGCGAAAGGACAAGGCGAGGGAGAAGAACCUGUGCUACAACUGCCUGCGGCCAGGACACUCAACGAAGCGGUGCUCGUCCAAGUACACCUGCGGUAAGUGCCAACGGAGACAUCACACAACGCUGCACGAACCACGAGAGCAGCAAGAACCUGCGCAGAAGCCGGCCACUCCCCAGAGUGUGGCCCCACAAGUGAACCAGCCACCAGUGGUCCAACCCGCUGGCACAUCUCAGCAGACGUCCAGCCA